AUGAUCUCCAUAACACCCCCCCCCUCCGCCUUCCUUCCCAGGAACCUGGACGCAUACCUGGAAAUUGACGCCACCAACACCCGGGGAGGCGUGAUCACCGCCUGGGAUUCUACUGCCUUCACAGCAACAUCUUCUCUGUCGCAGCGCCACUCCCUCACAAUCUUCCUUCGCUCCACGGCCUCCGACUACAGUUUUGCCGUCACCAAUGUCUACGCACCUUCAAACCGUAACGAUUCCCCUGCUUUCCUGGCCGAUCUCCGGGCGCUCGCCACACACAUCCCCGGAUGUUGGCUCCUAGCCGGGGAUUUCAACCUCACCCGAUCUGCCGCGGACAACAGCAAUGGUUCUUUUCAUUCCUCACUCGGCGAUGCAUUCAACGUAACAAUCGAUCACCUCUCGCUUAUCGACCUCCCCCUUCUUGAUCGCCUCUACACUUGGUCCAACCACCGCCAGACUCCAACCCUCGCGCGCCUGGACCGCGUUCUGUUCAAUGCCACCCAACGCCUCCGCAAGAACAACAUCCGUGAGCUCCAGGUCGACGGCACGCUGAUCUCCUCACAUGCCGGCAAAACAGCUGCCUUGACUGCCCACCUAAGAAGCCUUCUGCGCGCGGUACCUACGUCCACGCACCCGGUUACCUACGACGACCUCUACGCCACGUCGCGGCGCGUAGACGCUGCGAAGCUCAUCACCCCGUUCACGGAGGAAGAAGCGCGCGCCGCUGUCCACGCAAUGAACGGCCACAGCUCCCCAGGGCUGGAUGGCUUUGGUCCAACCUUCUACAAAGCGGCCUGGGCGACUGUGGCGCCGGCUGUAAUGGCACUGGCAGCCGCAUUCCAUGGGGGCUCGGCGGAGCUGGAACGCCUCAACCGAGCCUAUGUGGUGCUGAUCCCUAAACACGCCACCGCCGCCACCCCGGGAGACUACCGCCCAAUCUGCUUGCAGAACUGCUCAAUCAAGAUUCUGUCGAAGAUGAUGACGACGCGGCUUCAGGGACAGAUUGCAUCACUAAUUGACCUGAACCAGACCGGCUUCAUCAAAGGCAGAUCGAUCUCGGAGAACUUCAUCUACGCCAUGGAACUCAUCCAAUGCUGCCACCGGCGCAAGCUCCCCACUCUGGUGCUGAAGCUGGACUUCGCCAAAGCCUUCGACUCCGUCGAUUGGCACUGCCUGCUCUCUAUCAUGGCAACUAGAGGCUUCCCCCAGCAAUGGAACACAUGGGUGUCAACCCUGCUCCACACUUCGAAACUAGCAGUGCUAGUGAAUGGCACGCCAGGCCCCUGGUUCACCUGUGGGAGAGGCCUGCGCCAAGGAGACCCCUUAUCUCCUUACCUCUUCCUGCUGGUAGCCGAUGUUCUCCAGCAGAUGGUGAAACAAAACCGGCGAAUCCAACAUCCAGUUGAUGCCACCCUACCAUGCCCAAUUCUUCAAUACGCCGACGACACGCUUAUUCUGCUCAAGGCCGAUGCCGCUGGGUUGCAGACUCUCAAAGAGGUGCUGAACCUUUUCUCUGAUAGCACUGGACUCCACAUCAACUACCACAAAAGCACCAUGGUACCUAUGGGGAUAACUGAUGAAACAGCUACACAACUGCAAGGAAUCCUCGGUUGCCAACUGGGAAGUUUCCCCCAAACCUACCUUGGCUUACCUCUGUCCAACGACAAACUGCGGCUGAGUGCGUUCAGUCCCCUGAUUGCCAAGAUAGACAAAAGGUUAAGUGGGUGGAGUGCUUCCCUCCUAAACUCCACCGGCCGGACUGUUCUGAUCAACAGUGUGGUCGAUAGUCAGCUCACCCAUGCAAUGUCAACUCUCCUGCUGCCACAGGGUCUCAUUGAGAUAAUUGACCGGCGGCGUCGACGUUUCCUGUGGGCCGGCGAGGACAAGGUCAGUGGUGCCCAAUGUCUCGUCGCCUGGGAAGCAGCAUGUCAACCUAAAGCACAAGGGGGGCUUAGCCUCAAAAAUCUCCCACUACAAAACCGGAGUCUCCUACUCAAACACAUUCACAGACUGCACCACCCCGCCGGAUCCUCCUGGGCACUAUGGGUACGAGGGCAAGUGAAUAUCAGCAACUUGCAAGGAGACAUACUGGGAACACACUGGCGAGAUUUGGAGACACUGCUCCCAAUUUACAGGGCGCUUACUUGCUCGGUCGUCUCCAAUGGCGCAUCCACAAACUUCUGGCUGGACCGCUGGCUGCCUGAUGGAAGACUGAGUGACCUGUUCCCCCUCCUCAUCUCCCACGCCACCAACACCCAGCUUUCUGUCAAACAAGCAAUGACGGACAGCUUGCAGCGGUACCUCGCCCCACGCUUGUCCCGCCGGGCCGCCGAUGAACUCUCUGAACUGGAAUCGCUAUUGGCGCAGGUUGUCCUCCGGGAAGGAGCGGACCUCCGAUCAUCCCCCUUAGCAAGUGACCCUUCGGGUCUCGGGGCGAGGGAUGUCUACAGCAAGCUCAUGGAAACCGCUGGGUCACCUGCACCACCUUUCGUCAAGUUCGUCUGGAUCAACCGAGCCCCGCCGAGGGUGAAGUUCUUCACAUGGCUGUUAGUACAGGAGCGCAUUCACUGUCGUGCCAAUCUGAAGAAAAAGAAGAUACUGACGGAAGCCUCGUGUGAGCUAUGCGGCCUGGAGGAAACCUGCGACCAUAUCAUCUUCCACUGCUCCUUUGCGACCAGCAUCUGGAGCUCCUUGGAGAUCGACACGAGCGCCUCCUCGGUCACAAGCCUGUGGACUGUUCCCCAUCCGACAAUAGCACCUGGGAAACACUACUCCACUUUUCUCAUUCUUCUCUGCUGGAGCCUGUGGAAACACCGGAAUGAGGUGGUCUUCCAGCGAGCUCCGGCCUCGUCGCAACGGUUUUGGACCACCUGCUGCACGGAAGCCCGGCUAUGGAGGGAGCGCUUCAAGCCCAGCGACCGAGCGGCGGCCGAUGCAUGGUGCUCUGUCUUUUGCUCAAUGUAA
Molecule: messenger RNA, 2961 nt
Organism: Setaria italica (foxtail millet)
Lineage: Eukaryota; Viridiplantae; Streptophyta; Magnoliopsida; Poales; Poaceae
Exons: 2
Coding region: 1-2961 (986 amino acids)
Source: RefSeq, a predicted model, not a curated record